UGUCUUGAAACAAGUUAAUCAGGUUAUUCAAUUCUUUAAAAAGUCACACAAAGCAUGUCGAUUUCUUUAUGAUAUUAUCAAUAAUAUGAAAUUAGAUGAUGAGGCAAUAAAUAAUCUAGAAGCUCGUACAGCAAAUCUUGCAGAUUGUUUUAUCAAUAUUGUAAAGUUAGCAGCAGCUAUUAACAGAAUCCUUAUGAAUAAUAAUAUUUGUGAACCAGCCAUAGCUAUAUUUAACAAAUGUUAUGCAGAAUUUGAUAUUGAACCAUAUUUACUUGCAUAUUUUUUGCACUCAGAUUAUAGAGAAAAUAAUGAAAUUUUUGAAUUAAAUGAUAUUUUAGAAUCUUUUCAAUUUUUAAAUUACGAUAAUCUUGAAAUUAAAUCGAUAGUUAAUUUAUCAAAUACAAAUUUUGAUGAACAAGAUAAUGUUAAAGAAAUAUCUCAUACAGUCAUAACUCAGGGAAGUGGUAAUAUGGAUUUUGAACCUUCAACUAUCGUAGAAAGUGAAUUCCGGUCUGCAAAUUUGUUGUAG
Molecule: messenger RNA, 529 nt
Organism: Cetraspora pellucida
Lineage: Eukaryota; Fungi; Glomeromycota; Glomeromycetes; Diversisporales; Gigasporaceae
Source: the annotation of a GenBank genome assembly